Molecule: messenger RNA, 2132 nt
Organism: Lycium ferocissimum
Lineage: Eukaryota; Viridiplantae; Streptophyta; Magnoliopsida; Solanales; Solanaceae
Product: pentatricopeptide repeat-containing protein At1g04840-like
Biological process (GO): RNA modification
Molecular function (GO): protein binding; zinc ion binding; RNA binding
Source: RefSeq, a predicted model, not a curated record
AUGGAAGGGCAGUACCCUGCCAUUGAUAUGCGUUUUAUUCAUUUACUUUCAUUUUUCUUCCUCAUUUGUUGCUUUCGUCGUUACUGCCUAAUAAAUCAAUUUUUGUUUCAAAAUGAAAGUAAUUGGCAAGCUCAAAGUUUCCAGAUCUUCCAAAAUACUAAAAAAUCAUAUGAGAAUUUGAAUGAAACUCAUUUGAUAUCUCUAAUACACACUUGCAAAAACCUUCAACUCCAACAAAUCCAUGCACAUAUUAUUCGUCAAAACUUGUCAUCCAAUAGCAGAAUUAUUACCCAGCUUAUAUCUUCAGCUUCUUUACACAAAUCCAUUAACUAUGCACUGUCUAUUUUUCAUUGUUUUCAUGAUCCAAAUUUGUAUUUAUUCAAUGCUUUGAUUAGAGGAUUAAAGGACAAUUCUUGCUUUGAAAAGUCAAUUUUGUAUUUUAAGCUAAUGCUUAAGGUAAAUGUUACACCUGAUAGGCUUACGUAUCCCUUUGUGUUGAAAUCAGUAAAGCAAAAAGGACUUGGCGGUGUUGUUCAUUGUGGGGUUUUGAAAAUGGGUUUGGAGUAUGAAACGUUUGUGAGGGUUUGUUUGGUUGAAAUGUAUGUGAAAGUUGAGUUGGUUGAUCUUGCACUGCAACUGUUCGAUGAAAGUCCCGAGAGAAAUAAAGUCGAGACUGUGCUUUUGUGGAACGUUGCGAUUAAUGGAUGUUGUAAAACAGGGCGGGUGAGUAAGGCGUUGGCGUUGUUUGAAGAAAUGCCGGUGAGGAAUGCGGGUUCUUGGAAUACUUUGCUUAGCGGGUUGUUGAGGAAUGGGGAAGUGGAUAAAGCAAUGGAAAUUUUUGAUGGGAUGGAGAGGAAUGAAAAGAAUGUUGUUUCUUGGACUUGUGUGAUUAACGGGUUAACGCUAAAUGGAUUGCACCAAAAGGCGUUGGAUUUGUUUUUAAAGAUGGUGGAAGAAGGUACGAAGCCGAAUGGUCUAACUGUUGUAUCUGCUCUUUCAGCUUGUGCAAAAACUGGGGCACUAGAAGAAGGGAGAAAGAUUCAUGAUAAUAUUUCAAACAAUGGGCUCCAUUUGAACACAGUGGUUGGUAAUGCCUUGCUUGAUAUGCAUGCAAAAUGCGGGUAUAUUGAGUCUGCAAGCCUGGUUUUUGGUGGAUUGAAGGAGAAGGAUAUCUGUACGUGGAGUAUAAUGAUAUGGGGUUGGGCAAUUCAUGGACAUAUAGAUGAAGCUCUUACGUGUUUUGAACAGAUGAGAUUGGCUGGAAUCAAACCUGAUGGAGUUUCUUUCCUUGCUGUUUUAACUGGAUGCUCUCACGCUGGACGGGUGGAUCAAGGUCUUCAAAUCUUUGAUAGCAUACAGCGCGAGUGCUCAAUUGAGCCCACUAUGAAGCAUUAUGCUGCAGUAGUAGAUCUACUUGGCAGGGCUGGCCGAUUUGAUGAGGCCUUUAAAUUUAUUGAAAGUAUGCCCCUGGAGCCAGAUUAUGUGAUUUGGGGUGCACUUAUUUCUGCUUGCAGAGCUCACAAGAACAUUGAAAUGGCAAAAGUUGCAUCAGAGAAGCUACUGCAGCUUGGGCCAAAGCAUGCUGGGGGCUAUGUGUUUCUGUCUAAUGUUUAUGCAGGAGCAGGGAGAUGGGAUGAUGUAGAAAGAGUUAGGAGUUCAAUGAAGAACAAAAAUGUUGAGAAGGAUCCUGGAUGGAGUUCAAUGGAGGUGGAUGGUCAAUUGCAUACAUUUGUUGCUGGUGAUAAUGCUCAUACACGCAAGCAGGAGAUAUACUCAAAAUUGGAGGAAAUUAUUACAGGAGCUAAACAACAAGGUUACAAGCCGGAAACUGAGUGGGUGCUUCAUAACGUUGAUGAGGAAGAGAAGGAAGGGGUUGGAAAGUAUAGUGAAAAGUUAGCACUUGCUUUUGGGCUCAUUAGUACUGGUCCUGGUGUGGUCAUUGUGAUUGUGAAGAACCUUAGAGUGUGUGGGGACUGCCAUUCUCUAAUGAAGUAUGUCAGCUGGAUGAGUCAAAGGGUGAUUGUGUUAAGAGAUAUAAAGAGAUUCCACCAUUUCAAAGAUGGAGUUUGUUCCUGUAAAGAUUACUGGUGAACUAGUAUGUGUUCUGCUGGAUGACUUGCUUGUUGCCGAAG